UUGAGUCAUGUUUCUCAGAUUGAGUGUGAAGCCUGUCAAUUUGGGAAGCAUCAUUGUAGAUAUUUGGGGUCCUUCUAGAACUCCUACUGUUAAUGGGUUCUUUUAUUUUGUUAUUUUUGUGGAUGAUUACUCUCGGAUGACUUGGUUGUUUUUAAUGAAACAAAGAUCUGAUUUGCCUUCCAUCAUCUCUAAGUUUUAUAAUGAAAUCUUUACUCAAUUUGGCAAAUGUAUUAAGAUAUUUCGGUCUGAUAAUGCCUUAGAAUAUGUGCAAUCUAUUGUAACUACCUUUUGUGAUGCUCAUGGUAUUAUUCAUCAAACUACUUGUUCUCAUACAUCCCCACAAAAUGGUGUUGCAGAACGGAAACACCGCCAUUUGCUAGAUGUUGCUCGCACCCUGAUGUUUAAUAUGCAUGUCCCCAAACAGUUUUGGGGCGAUGCCGUUCUCACCGCUUGUUUGCAUAUGAAUCGCAUGCCCUCUAGUGUUGUACACACAUCUCCCUAUUCUCUGUUAUAUCCCACCACAUCUCCUUUUCCCUUGCCUCCUCGCAUUUUCGGGUGUGUGGCCUUUGUCCAUGUUCUUGACCCUGGGUUGGAUAAGUUAUCUCCUCGUGCACGCAAGUGUGUGUUCUUAGGUUAUUCUCGCACUCAAAAAGGGUACCGGUGUUAUCAUCUUGAGUCUCGUCGCUACUUUGUCAGUGCUGAUGUAACGUUUUUUGAGUCUACUCCGUUUUUUUCUUCCUCUGGGCAACAGUUAUCUCCUGAUCUUCUCUCUUCUCGUGAGGGGGAGCCAGCCUCUCUCGCUCCUACUCUUCCCUCUUAUGUUCCUUCCACAUCCACUCCUCUAUCCUCUCUCUCUCCUCUCACUUCUACCCCUCCUUUGCAGGUUUAUCAACGGUCUCAAGCUCGUCGCAUUGUGUCUUAUGGCCCGGCCAGUUCAUCUCCUUCGUCUGAGGCCCCUGUUCCACCUGCUGCUCUACCAUCUGAUGACCUUCAUAUUGCCCUCCGCAAAGGUAAACGCACUUGCACUCAACAUCCUAUUGCUCAUUUCGUUUCUUAUGAUCGCCUCUCUCCUGGUCUUCACUCUUUUGCUUGUAGCUUGUCGAGUAUUUCCAUUCCUCGCACCUAUCUUGAGGCUAUGUCCAUCUCUAGUUGGAAGUUUGCCAUGGAUGAGGAAAUGCAUGCUCUUCAUCAAAAUCAGACCUGGGACCUUACCCCUCUGCCCUCUGGCAAAUCUAUUGUGGGUUGUCGUUGGAUUUAUACUGUUAAGUAUCUUCCUGAUGGAACUGUUGAGCGCCUUAAGGCUCGCCUGGUAGCUAAAGGCUACACCCAAACCUAUGGUGUUGAUUACUUGGAGACUUUUUCUCCUGUGGCCCGUCUUAACUCUGUUCGGAUUCUUCUCUCUGUUGCAGUUAAUCAGUCUUGGCCUUUAUAUCAAGAAUGCUUUUCUCCAUGGUGAUCUCCACGAGAAGGUCUAUAUGGAUCAGCCCCCUGGCUAUGUUGUUCCCGGCCAAGAGCAUCUUGUUUGUCGAUUGAGGAAGGCCUUGUAUGGUCUUAAGCAGUCCCCUCGUGCCUGGUUUGAUCGCUUCAGUGCUGUUGUGCUUGCCUAUGGCUUUCACCGUUCCACUUUUGAUCACUCUGUUUUUGUUCGCCACUCGUCUACUGGGAGUAUUGUUCUUAUUGUCUAUGUGGAUGACAUCAUCAUUUCAGGGAGUGACUCCAAUGGUAUUGCUGCUUUGAAGCAGUAUUUGGGACAACAAUUUCACACCAAAGACUUUGGCCAUCUUCGGUAUUUUCUUGGGAUUGAAGUUGCCCGUUCUUCUCAGGGCUUGUUUCUUUCUCAACGAAAGUAUGUUCUUGAUCUUCUUACUGAGACUGGUCUCUUAGGCACUCGCCCCAGUGAUACUCCCAUGGAUUCUAGUGUCAAGCUUGCUGGUGACACUGGCGACUUCUUUUCUGAUAUUGGUCGUUAUCGUCGGUUGGUUGGCAAGUUAAUAUAUCUCACUGUCACUCGUCCAGAUAUUACCUAUGCUGUGGGUGUGGUCAGUCAGUUUAUGCAUGCUCCCCGCCAACCCCAUUUUGUGGCUGUAUGUCGUAUCUUGCAAUACUUAAAGCGUGCUCCAGGUCGGGGGUUGUUCUAUCGCCCCUCUUCCUCCUUGUCUGUCGCUGGCUUCAAUGAUGCUGAUUGGGCUGGUAAUACGACUGACCGCCGUUCCACCUCAGGCUAUUGUACUUUUGUUGGUGGUAAUCUUGUCACUUGGCAUAGCAAGAAACAGACCGUCGUUGCUCGUUCUAGUGCCGAGGCUGAAUAUCGCGCCAUGGCUCAUACUGCUUCUGAGAUGCUCUGGGUUCAGUCUCUUCUCCAAGAUUUUGGCUUUUCUGUUUCCACUCCUAUGCGCAUGUUUUGUGACAAUCAGGCUGCUAUCUUCAUUGCCAAUAACCCUGUGUUUCAUGAACGCACCAAACAUAUCGAAGUUGAUUGCCAUUUUAUUCGUGAUCUCUUACUCCGCAAGCAACUGGUGACUCCUUAUGUUCGUUCUGAGGAUCAAUUGGGUGAUAUUCUCACCAAACCUUUGGCUCGGCCUUCAUUUCUUCGUUUGUCUGCCAUGCUGGACAUGUUCGAUCUCUAUGCUCCAGCUUGAGGGGGAGUGUUAGAAUAGUUCUUUUAGUUAUUUUUGUUCUCUUGUUAAUAUUUACUUAAGUUGAGGGUACGAUGGUCAUAUUGCUACUUUAGGUUUUUUAUAUAUAUUUGAGUGAUGUACAGUUGAGGGAAUUAAUUGGUUUUUAAUAUAUACAAAGUUCUCUCUUCUUCUUCUUCCUCCUAACUUUCAACCCUAAUUUCUCCAUUUUACAUUC
This is a messenger RNA of Camellia sinensis, 2853 nucleotides long. The record is from RefSeq and is a predicted model, not a curated record. NCBI's taxonomy places the organism in Eukaryota, Viridiplantae, Streptophyta, Magnoliopsida, Ericales, Theaceae.